GCCGGCUCGGUGAUUUCCGCAAGUAGUAGAGCGAGGAAGGUUCUUGUUGCUCCUCGUUGUUCCUCGUGGCCAAUUCCAUCUUAGCCAUUGUUGUCGAUUAUCCUUUGUAACUGAUUUAGAACAACGACGGUGGUGGUGCACGCGGUUUCUCGUGGUUCAGCGAGAGCGGCUACAGCGACAUCAUCAAGAGCAAGCCGGCGAAUCAGUUCGAGCUAAAUCUGCUAAAUGGCACGGCGCAGGCAAGCGAAGCAGGCGGCGGCGGAAAGUGUCGUGGCUGCCGCUGACGGCAGUGUAACUCCACCGAAGAAGAGGAAAACAGCUGCAAAAUCAACGACCGCGGACGAACCGAAGCAGACCAAGAGUAGAAGCCGGCAAGCAAAGGCAACUAAGCAAGACAACGAGGUGGUUAGCGAGCCGGCGAGUUCGCCAAAGAAGUCACGCAGUAGACAGAGAAAUGCCGCCGAUACUAUUACUGCCACGACUACCGCGAAAACCGCUACGAAAAGUAAAUCUAAGAAGCAAACCAACAAGGAACCUGAGGAAACAACAGUAGAGAGCAACAAUGAGGAGGUGGUAGAGAAAAAAACUCGCAGCGUCAAGGCUACAGCAGUGGUGAAAAAGGCGGGAAAGAAGGUGAAUGAAACAAAGCCAAAGGCUAAGGUCCCAAUUGUCAAGAAGCAAACUAGGAUCAAGGAUGCAGAAAAUAAUCCUGUUCAGAGGCCUCGUCGCGCGAAAAUGGUUGAAGAAAACGAUGCGCCAGCACAGCCCAUUGCAAAGGUAUCUAGGAAACGUAAAAAUAUGGAGGAUGCAAAUGAAGCUGUUGCAGAGGUACAGACUAUCAAGGUGAACGAGGAGGAAGUAGAGCAGAAUGAAGCAAAGGCCAGUAAAAAACGCGGGAGACAGAAGAAAAUGGAAACUUCUGAUGCACCUAUUGUGACCUCUAAAGGAAGAUCUAGGAAGAAUCUUGUAGAAGAAAUUGUUAAAUCACCACCAAAGAAAACAGAAAGAAAAAAACAAAAUAGCAAGGAACAAAAUGCAGCGAUACAGAAAGAUAAUCCAAAAAUAAAAAAUGUGAAAAAUGCAAAAAAAGGGAAGACACAAAAAGCUGCUUCCAAAAAAAAACUUAAUGCUGUGGUAGAAGAGACCAAUGACGAUCAGGCAGAAGAAUUGAAUGAGGCAGAAGCGGUAACGUCUGAAGUGGAUGUCAAAGAAAAUGGAGAAGCACAUAUGGCAGAACCUAAACAAAAGAAGAGAAAUGUAGGGAAAGCAACUGUAGCAGUGAACGGAAAGCAAAACGGCAAUGAAGCCAAAGGAAAACAGAAAAAAGCACAAGUAGUUGCUGCAUCUGUUGAUGAGGAAGAAGCAACACAGGAUGUAACUGUAGAGAAUGAAGUUAUUAAAACAAAUGUAAUAUCAGAAAUUGAUGAAAAUGAUACAAUUGUUUCCUCGAGUAAAGAUGAAAUUUUAGUGAACGAAAAAGAAAAAGAUGUCAGUGAUGCAAAUUCGAUAAAAGAAGAGCCUAUCACAGAAAUAUCAAAUAAUGAAAGGGCAGCAAGUUUUGUAUCCGUUUAAAAAAUACUAUUAAAAAAUUAGAUGGUAAGUUGAAAGACGGAAGAUAUCAAUAUUUUAUAUUUGACUAAUAGAAACGCAUAUGAAGAACUGCGGUUAUAUGGGGAAGGAAAGAGGAGAAGGGUACAAUCUGAUAUUUUAAUGUAUUUAUCGAAAUAUUUGCAGAGUAAAUAAGGUGUUGGGUCUUAAGUCUUUGAUCCUUCACUGUAGUUAUGACUUAACUUCAGUCAUCGGAUCCUAUCAAUCCUACGAAUCUUAAUGUUCUAAAAAGGAUAUUUAUUUUUUUUUUGUAAAGAAAGAGAUAAAGGAAUAUAUGAAUAUAUACACUAUAACGAAAGUUUCACACCAUCGUUAGUAUUAUUAUAUAAGAGCUUGUAAUAGAGCGUGAUGAAAAUGUUACCGGAAAAUGUUUCUAACAAAACAUAUUUUUUUAAAGAUAUCUUUUAUCGAGAUUGUGUAAUAUUGAAUUUUCAGCUGUGUAUCAAUAACAUGUAGUGCCAUAAGAAAGUUUGAUAGGAUUUAUG
This is a messenger RNA of Trachymyrmex septentrionalis, 2093 nucleotides long. RefSeq names its product triadin-like. The coding region runs from base 226 to 1572 and encodes 448 amino acids. The record is from RefSeq and is a predicted model, not a curated record. Lineage: Eukaryota; Metazoa; Arthropoda; Insecta; Hymenoptera; Formicidae. The transcript is spliced from 2 exons.